Molecule: messenger RNA, 2625 nt
Organism: Cicer arietinum (chickpea)
Lineage: Eukaryota; Viridiplantae; Streptophyta; Magnoliopsida; Fabales; Fabaceae
Product: berberine bridge enzyme-like 21
Molecular function (GO): FAD binding; oxidoreductase activity
Source: RefSeq, a predicted model, not a curated record
AUCUCUUCCUAAAUCGCUAUUCAAUCAUGUCUCAAAUUUCAGCAUGAGAUUUACGUCCUUUUUAGUAGCCCAGAAGCUCUAGGUGCUAUGCCAUAUUUUUAUUUUUGUUGGUUUUAACUUUGCCAUUUUUAACAUUAAAAUAAACAUUGAUAAAAACUUUGUACGAUAUCAUACAUAUUAAUGGAGGAAACUUUUAUUCGUCUCCUUAACUACACGACACAAGACCGGUUGCCAUGUUUUCAUCGACUUCGAGCUAAUGAUAAAAAAUAAUCAAAAGACAGAACAACAGUGUUAAUGCUAGCCUUAAGCAUCUUCAAACAUUUUAUUCCGGCUUCAAUUUUAUUUAUUUAUUUAUUUUCAUGCUCUCUUGUAAUAACCUAUUGAUAAUAGCUUCUUCAUAUUCUUUUAUUAUAUUUUUAUUUCCUCAACCGACAUAUAGAACUCCUUUUGAGUUUAUGUUUUGACAAUUCCUAAGUUGUUGUUAAAUGUCCAAAGAAACAAACCGAGUCAUUUCCGCAAGUAAUAACCCGCAUUUACACUAACACUUUACCAAAUGGGAAAAUCUAGUUGUUUUGUCCAUUCUUCUAUUGUUUUUCUUCUUCUACUUGUUUGUAAUGUCUCUGUUUCAGAGACAACAUCAACAGCAGAAUCAUUGUACACCUCUUUCAUUCAUUGUUUAACAAACCAAACAAAAUCUUCAGACCAAUUCUCCAACACACUCUUUUCUCAAACCAACGCUUCUUUUUCUUCUGUUCUCCAAGCUUAUAUUCGUAAUGCUAGAUUAAACACCACUUCAACUCCAAAGCCUUUACUAAUCAUCACUCCUCUUCAAGAAUCACACGUCCAAUCUACUGUAUUUUGCUCCAAAACCAUUGGAAUUCAACUCAAAAUAAGGAGUGGUGGACAUGACUUUGAGGGUCUUUCAUAUGUCUCCAACCAACCCUUCAUUAUUCUUGACAUGUUCCAAUUCAGGAAUAUCAGUGUUGAUAUACAAAACGAGGUUGCUGUGGUUCAAUCUGGUGCCACUCUUGGUGAAUUUUAUUAUAGGAUAUGGGAGAAGAGUAAAGUUCAUGGCUUUCCUUCUGGGGUUUGUCCUACUGUUGGUGUUGGUGGCCACUUCAGUGGUGGAGGGUAUGGUAACAUGAUGAGAGAAUUUGGGUUAUCAAUUGAUAAUAUUAUUGAUGCUAAAAUUGUUGAUGUUAAUGGUAGGAUUCUUGAUAAGAACACUAUGGGGGAAGAUUUUUUUUGGGCUAUUAGAGGAGGUGGAGGAUCAAGUUUUGGUGUUAUCUUAUCAUAUACUGUAAAGUUGGUUCUUGUACCUGAAGUUGUUACUGUUUUUCGUGUUGCGAAGAAUUUGGAUCAGAAUGCAACUGAGCUUGUUUUCCAGUGGCAGCAAGUUGCGCCGCAUACCGAUGAUAGGCUUUUCAUGCGGCUUCUCUUGCAGCCUGUGAGUUCUAAGGUUGUGAAAGGGGAGAUAACAGUAAGAGCCACUGUUAUGGCAUUGUUUCUUGGAGGAGCUGAUGAAAUUGUCACACUCUUGGGGAAGGAGUUUCCUUCUCUUGGUUUAAACAAAGAAAAAUGUUCUGAAAUGAGUUGGAUUGAUUCUGUGCUUUGGUGGGCUAGUUUUGGCAAUGAUUCAAAACCAGAUGUGCUUCUUGACAGGAAAAUCGACUCGGCGAAAUUUUUCAAGAGGAAAUCUGAUUAUGUUCAGGAUCCAAUUCCAAAAGAUGGGUUGGAAGGGAUAUGGAAGAAGGUGAUUGAAUUGGGAAAAGUAGGAUUGGUUUUCAAUCCUUAUGGUGGAAAAAUGAAUUUGAUACCAUCUAAUGCUACCGCGUUUCCUCACCGUGAAGGGAAUCUGUUCAAGAUUCAGUAUUCGGUGAAUUGGGAGGAACCUGGAAUUGAUGUAGAAAAUAAUUUUACAAAUCAGGCUAGAAUGCUAUAUAAUUACAUGACACCUUUUGUGUCCAAUAAUCCAAGAAGAGCCUUCUUAAAUUAUAGGGACCUUGAUAUUGGUAUCAAUGAUUUUGGAAAUAGUAGCUAUGAACAAGGGGUUGUUUAUGGAGCGAAGUAUUUCAAUAACAACUUUGAGAGGCUGGUCAAGAUCAAAACUGUAGUUGAUCCAGAAAACUUCUUCAGGAAUGAACAGAGUAUUCCAACUCACCCUGGUUUCGACUCCGGUGCCGGUACUUCUGGUGCAGACAAAUUGUUACAUUCCAGCUUGUAUAGAAAACUUAUGGUAAAGGUGUUAGUUGUAUGGUUUCUCAUCCUUGAGUUGUUCAUCUGAUUAUUGUAAUUAUACAUGCACAUAUUUAGAUUAAAACUUCAUAUAAUGAAGCUAAACUCUUCUGUUUAUUUGAUUAAAACCUUAAAAGUGUGUUUGCAAAGAAUUUUGUCUCCAAAAAUGGGUAUGCCACUGUCAGUAGAUCAGUAAUAAUCACAUUGGCAACUGGUUUCGGUUGAGAAAGAAAAGAAAUACAAUGAAUUUUAUACAGAAGUAACUCCUCUAUGUGUACAUAUUUCUGCGAUUAGACAAUUCUCGGAAAAGUCUUCGAAUUUUAAUUAAGUUUAACUCAAUUCACAAUACCAACCUUUAAUCACUAAUUUGAUCAUAUCACUAAUUGAUAU